UGUUGCUAGUCGACUGUGCUUAGGUAGGUUAGGGUUUGUUCGAGAAGAGAAGAAAGAAGAAAGAUAAGCGGACAUAAAUAAAUUAUUGACAGACAGGACUGAGGUGGUUUUGUUUUUCCACGAUUUAUGAACAGAACACGCUAAGUACUAGUAUAUAAUAUACUCCAAUCCAAUCAACUCUGGGCUAAAGAAACACAAUCGACAGAAUCGAAUCGAAGAGUUAGGGUUAAGGAGAAGAAAGAAAUGGGUUCCAGAAAAAGAAUUGCAGGAGCAGGUUUACAGGAUGAUUGCUGGGAAUAUGUGUUAUCCAAACUCCUUAACAACCUCAACGUUGAGAACCGUAAUCAUUACUUAGAGACUCUAUCCCUUGUGUCCAAACAACUACUCGACGUAACAAACCGUUCUGUGCAUUCCGUCACAUUAAUCUACAAUCCAUCAUCCUUCUCUCGUCUCUUCCAAAGGUUCCCAAAUCUUACUUCACUUGACCUCUCGUGCUUCCGCGGUGACACAAACAUUCUUCUCUCUCGAAUCCCCCGUUCUGUUUCCCUCUCCCGUCUCACAUCUCUCAACCUCUCAAACCACCCCACUUUCCCCACGUUAGGAUUGCAAACUAUUCUCAAAAACACUAAAUCAACCUUGACCUCUCUCACUUGUUCCAACAUCGGCUCUCUAUACCAUACUGACAUAUCCUUCAUUGCCGAUUCCUUCCCUUUCCUCCAACAAUUGGAUAUCAGUUACCCUAAAAUAAUCACCAAUGACAGUGACAAUUAUAAUAAUGCUUUGAAGCUUCUCACUCAAAAGCUUUCAAAACUCCGCAAGGUUAAUCUCUCUGGUCAUUUCUACGUUAAUGACUCCACCUUUUUUCUAUUGUGUAUGAACUGUGUGUUUCUACAAGAGUUGGUUAUGUUCCAAUGCCAUUUGCUAUCACAUGAUGGUCUUGCUUCUGCAAUAUGUCAGAGACCAACUUUGAAUUCUUUCUCACUUACAUGCCGUAAGGAUAUUUCUUCAUACUCCAUUGAUUCAUUGCUGAGUUUGAAGAGAUUAACUUGUCUUGAUUUGUCCUUUUCACUCAUCACUGACGAGCUGCUUUGCUUACUAGCACUUGAAGCUCUUCCUUUGAGGAAACUUGUCCUCCGCAAAUGCUUCGGACAUACAAAUGCUGGGAUCUCUUACCUCUUGUCAAGGUGUCGAUCUCUGCAGCAUCUAGAUCUUCAAAAUUUUGAGUCAAAAUAUUUGAAUGUUCAAAGUUUCAUGGACUUGUGUGUAUUUCUUGGUGAUUUGGUGUCUAUAAACCUCAAUGGUUGUGACAAGCUCAACAAUGCAGCCUUAUUUGCACUCCUUAAGAAUUGUCCUUUGCUGACUGAGAUCCACAUGGAGUCAACAAAAAUUGGAAUUGGUUCAAGACCAUCUGCGGUGGAUUUGGUUGUAUACCAUCAAGUGAAGUCUCUCCAUUUGGCUUACAAUUCACAAUUGCAAGAUGAAGACAUCACCAUGUUUUCUUUUAUGUUUCCUAAUAUGCAGCUUCUUGAUUUGAGCUCUUGUGACGACAUAUGUAUUGAGCUCUUGUGAGCUCUUGUGCUCUGUUCGAGUUGAUCCUCCUCAUUCAUAUUUGGCAGGAAAACCUAUUGUAAUUAGAGGGGUUAUUUAUCAGUUGUCGUCAUUUUCGACACGCUGUUUGGUCUCGGCACAAAUCUAUGGAUGGUUCUGUUGGCAUUCAAUCUGGAGCCGGUUGCAUUGUGAGUUUCCAGCUGACUUGUUUGUGAGCUAUUGUUAAAAUCAAAAAAAUUGAUUCUCUAUAGGCCAUCCAUAUUUUAAAGAAAGUACAUUUGUACAUGUUUUAUACCGACUGGUCACAUAGAGAUAAAUCAUAAUUCAAUAGUGUUUGAAACUAAAUUAUUCAUUGCUUGACGCAACCUCAAUUUACAAACCUAAAUUUUAGGUAAAAGUGAAGUUCAAAAUGGAAGUUUAAAAGAA
Medicago truncatula (barrel medic) is the source of this 1974-nucleotide messenger RNA. Its product is annotated as F-box/LRR-repeat protein 4. The record is from RefSeq and is a predicted model, not a curated record. The coding region runs from base 244 to 1569 and encodes 441 amino acids. Gene Ontology annotation, biological process: SCF-dependent proteasomal ubiquitin-dependent protein catabolic process. The transcript has 3 exons. Gene Ontology annotation, cellular component: SCF ubiquitin ligase complex. Lineage: Eukaryota; Viridiplantae; Streptophyta; Magnoliopsida; Fabales; Fabaceae.